GUUCCCGGUACACUACAGUGGACACCGCAGACUCACUGAGACUGUCGAGGUCCCUUUAUUGACCGUUUACCUUUUGAUCCCACCUCAGAUUUCUCCUCUUCUUCUUCUUCUUCUUUUGGUUCUAGACACUCUGUCGCCUGUAUUUGCGUACCGUGCAGUAACAUAACUGUCACAACUGUGUUUUUGUUUUUCGUUUUUUUUUUUUUUUAAAGCUGGGAGUACAAGAACAUCCAGGGAGUUGACUGUCUUCCAGACAGAAGAACCGCUCUGACGCUCGAGGACAACAUGGCUUUUACUCGAGAGACUUUUGCCUUUUUAACAUGCGCCGCCAUGAUAAUGUUUCUCCACUGUAAUGCAGAUCAGCUUCCUCCUCCUUCAAAUCCCAAGCAUAUUUGGCUCGACGACUUCACCGUGAACGUGUCCUGGUCCUGGAUGAAGCCCAGAAACCUGUCAGUCAAUUGUAAAAUCAAAUAUGAAUUGUGCCUGGAGCAUGAAGUGGAUCAAGGAGACAGGGAAAAAUGUCUGAGGCGCACAGAAUGGAAAAAUUUCACAGACAGCUGUCUCCUAGAAGGAAAGGAUUCUGCUCCUUGCAAUUACACCAUUCGUACAGUCUGUGAACCCUGUGACAGUUGGAAUGACAGCACAGCUGUGAACGUCGUCGUUAGUCCAGUGUCACGAGCUAAAGUGGUGAACAACUUCACAUGUGUCCUUGACCGCAAAGGAAUGAACUGCUCCUGGAUCCCAGUGAAUUCAUCUCUUGACAUGAAGCUCUUCUAUAGGUAUUGUGGAUCUUCCGAGGAACGUAGAAACGGUUUAAAAGAGUGUGUACAUCCUUACAAGAAUGGUUGUUACUUGUACGCAAAUGGAACUGAGCUCUGCUUUCUUGCAGUCACCGAACUUGGACAAAGCACCUUUAAACCUUCAAUAGUGAUACCCUCACCAAAGAUGAGCAUCAGAGAAGACAAACACAACCUCCACUUCAACUGGACAACUCCAGAGGUUGGAGUCAAUUGCGAGUGGAAAUAUAACCUCUGCUUCACACAGUGCAAGGAGCGUGAACAAUGCCUCAUCGUGUUUAAGCCAAAGCAUCGAAUAUCCUACAAUGAAAACUGCCGUUACGAGUUCAGAUCCAGAGUCCUCGUUGACACAAACUGCCAGACAAUGAUCAGCGACUGGAGUAAAGCUGUGACUUACGGUACCAACAAGCUUCCCAACAGGACGCUGACUGUGGCUGCCAUUCUCAUCCCCAUCGCUCUGUUUGUCUGCGUCAUCCUGUCCUGCUACUGCUUCAGGAAGCACAGUGACAUUAUUUGCCCCAUCAUACCCGAUCCUUCAGCAAUCUUCAAGGAGAUGAUGAUGAAUGGAAACAAAGAACUGAAGCCCAUGACGGGGAGUCUGUACACACCGGUGCCAGAGCCCAUUGAACCCUGCAAAAUCCUUGUCACUGAAGACAAUGUCUCCCACCAAAACUCCUGGACAGCUGGACUUCCACUCUGAGGGAAUUCAUCAGGAGCAUUUACAGAGUAACUUAACACCUGGCCAAAAAGCUUUGUUUCACUGACUGCCAAACACCCCUUACCCCCAGGAGGGCGCUCUGUUGCACGUCUACUGCACUGACCUGGCUACAGUUCUGUUACCACUGCAGCCAGGUGAGAACUUGAACUGCUAGAGGGCAGCAAAAGCAAGAUUUUCAGCCGCUCUUAAGUUACUCUGUGAGGGUAGCGCCGAUGUAAGCUGCGGAGGCGUGACGUGGAAAGGACAAGAAAGGCUGCCACGCCUUCACUCUGCUGACAUCCUCCUGUUUGAGCACGGAGGAGGAAGAAGACGAGGAUGGAGGGGCAGGCUCAGCAGCGCUUGCGGGGGGACUGGAAGCUACAUUUACUGGGCACUGUCCCACCAGUGAGAGGAACUGGUGUUUACCUGGAUAUCUGCUGUAGAGAUUUACGAGCUCACAAGGGAAUGACUGGCAAAUGCCAGUAGCUUGACAAUAGACAGGAAGCAAUAACCUAAGUGGUGGGAAAGUAGUCAUUUCUUUCCACUGAGAGUGAUCCAAAGACUCCGCUAUGCUGCAUCAGCCCCCCUCCCCCCAAAUGAGGAAGGAAGCUUGUUGUGUCUUGGCACUUAAACAGACACUGCAGUAUAAGGAACUGAGGGGGUGGUGCAUGGAAGAGUGCUGGGCCAGUGGCCUUUUUCAUACCCGCCCACCCCCAAACUUCAUCUCUCAUGUGAAAUAUAAUGAAGCGGUAUGGCUGCGUUGAAAUUCAAAAUAUCUCCACUUUCACUUUGUUUCCUCUGUUAAUCCCUUCAUCAGUGCAUCUCAUCAGGAAUUCCACUUUGUUGUCAGCCAGGAAAUGCAUUGACCUGCAUGACCGUUACCGACAGAUGCUGAUAUUUUUAUCAUCAGCCUCUAGAUGCCAAAUGUCUUGCAUAUUUUUAGUCGGUAAUAAUAGUUUUCUCACACGAGUUAAUGUGAUAUGUCUGUAGUGUCGAAAUGCUUUUCCAAACUUUGUACAGCAGAAUCACAAUGAUAGAGGAUUAUGUGUAAAGGCAUCUGAUAAUACAUUAAACAGAUUACAAUCUGGCUGUCAGGUCUGUUGAUUUUCUGCUUUCUCAUUCACUACAUACCCAAAUCCAAAAUGCCAUAUCAUCAUUGGUAAGACACUCUUACUUCCUUAAAGUUGGGGGAAGCUUUUUUUUGCCUUUUAUUCUGUUGUUUGAAUUACUAGCACUAUUUAUUGGGUGGUUCUUGACUGUUUUUGCUGCUUUAAUAAAGACAGAGAUUGAAAAUGUGUGUUGUGUCGGUGUGAUUGCAUGCCGCUGCUUACGGAUGGACAUGUCGCAGCUUGUUUGUGAAUUUAACUGCCAGUGGAAAGGCUGCUACUGGAAGCAGUGGAAUAUGUUGUUUUCAACAUUUCUCCUCCAGUAGAAGAUGGGAAGAUAUCCACCAUAAAUCCUCACAAAUGAACAACAAAAAGCACCUGUUAUUAAUAAUGAAUAAUCUACUAAAACAUUAUGAAACUUUUGGGUUGGUUUUUUCCACUUUAUCUGGGAGUUUCCUGUCCAGAUGCUGAGCAAAUAGGUUUAUCAACAACUUGUCAAGAUACAUGGUUAUUGAUGGAUUAUUGAAAAACACACAAAUAUUAUCACAUUCAUAUUCAAAGCUGCCUUAUUAGAGCGCGACACCAAAAAGUCAUUUAUUAUUGGAAGUGGGUUCCACUUGGAGUGUCACUGUUUUGACAUGUCUAUAGACCAGCUGAUCAACUAUUAGUUAUAAACUUAAUAUAAUGUUAAAAAGCCUAGCUUAAAAUAAACCCCAUACUAAUGUAAAGCUUUGUAGUUAAGGAGACUUUAGUUUAGUGAUAAUACUCCGACUCCUUUUAAAUAUCAUUACAGUCCGAACAGGGAUUCAUACACUGUACCUCAUCCGUCUCACUUACUGGAAGUGCGUGCGUGUAUUACACGCGCGUGUCCUUAUCAAAAAAAGAAAGAAGAAAAAAAGGAAACACUCCGCCCAGCUCCAACCUCCUACAGUUUUUAAGCUUUCCUGCGAAGUUAGUGGACGCUGAAGUGGAUGAGCAAUACCUCACUGUCUUCUUCUUUAACUAACGACUACAGCGAAGCGGGACGCCAGUCGGAGCUGACACCUCCUCAGGAGCGGGAGCAGACCUAAAGAAAAAAAAACAUUUUAUCCUCUCACCGACGGUUGUGGGAAAAGGGAACUUGAGGAGGAGGACUCUAAAAAAAAAAAAAGAGGGGGGCCGACCAGGAUGUUUCAAAGUUUAGACUUCGUUGUUUUAGGUUGCUUCUUGCUGACGGUUGAAACCAUACCAGGCCAAAUCUCACCACCGCAAAAUUUGUCCCUCUGGUGGCUGGAUGACUUUCAGCCACAGUUGACCUGGCACCCAGUGUCAAACUGCACAUAUACAGUGACUUCAAAAACCAGCGAAGAAUACAGCCUUAAGGAGGAAUCACACAUCUUGCCUCCCUGGAAAGGUGAAAUGGUGAUAGAAGGAGGAUUUGUGAAUCUGUCUGUUAAAACUGUCUGUGGCGAGCAAGAAAGUUUGCCAGAAGCCCUCAGUGUUGAUUACUCAGUCGUGGUGAAAAAUUUGCAGUGCUACCUCUAUACUUCCAAAGAAGCCAACUGCACCUGGGAGCCAGACAAUUCUGUUUCAUCGUUCAAAUUUUUCUAUCGAUUAACGAUUGAGGAUCUGAGCCGAUCUUCUAGAAACAGCUCCUUUUUACCCCGCUUGCAAGAGUGCUCAAACUACCUUCACACAUCAUCACUAGAUCCUGACAUCAUUACUGGCUGUAGUCUGCAGGCGAACAUCAGCAAUGGCAUCAUCAUCCUGUUUAACGGAACAGCGAACAGCACAUUUUUCAGGAACGCCUUCAAGAAAUAUCUUAAGGAAGAUGUGAGACCACCUGCACUUAACUGGACAGUCAUUAAGACUGGGGGUAAAUUCCAUAUCAGCUGGACUCGUCCUGACAUCGAUCUGCCGUGGACAUACAAACUUAAUUACACUGAGUGUAAUAAACACCUGGAGAGAGACGAGCUUAAUCAUGCGUCAAUGCAGGUUGGACGUGAUCCCUCACUGUACAUACUGCAUGACUAUUACAGCAAAAUCUAAUAAAGGAAGUACGCCAUUGAGUGACAAGAAGUGUUUUGAUGCAGAAACAGAUCAUGCUGCGUUGGUGUAUGCUGCUGUUAUCAUCCCACUGAUGUUUGCUGGCCUGGCAGCCCUGACUUUUGUGUGUUGCAAGAGGAAUAAGGAGCACAUAUUCCCCAAAGUACCACAACCUCGGGACCUCCUCAGCGAUAUUUCUGACAACAAUAAUAAGAGCAACGUCUACAAUCUGUACAUCCCGGCAGAGGAGGAAGAGAACUGUAAAAUCACUCUGCUGAUGGAUCCCCAAAUCAACAAACCAGGCUGUUGACACAUCUCUACAGUGGUGACAACUUGUAUCUGGAACGAAAAAAAAAAACAAAAAAAAAACAAAACCCAAAUUGUUGUUGAACUAACUCAACAACAACAAAAGAAGAAGGGGGACUUUACUGUUUAAUGAAUCCAAGAGAUUCAUAGGAUGAUGCUUUUGUGACGGGGCCCUUCUGCUUGUUAAAACUCUGGGCCCUUCUCUAAGGCAUGUUGAGUAGCCAGGUGUGUUAACGGCAACUCAAACCUCCAUUGAACAAAAAACAGUGGCAGCUACCACAUUCCCGUGCAAUGUUGUUCACAAAUUGAUGCAGCUGAAAUCCAACUUCACAGCACACACUCACUGUUAUUUAGACAGUGUGAUGUAGGAGUAGGUUACACUGAAUGACUGAAGGUCCUUAUCAGGACACCACCAAAUAUGCCACAGCAUUAAGUUGACUUGUAAUCAUUAUUCUAGAAAUUUCUUCCAUUUCUUAUCACUUCUCAUGUUUGCACACACCAGCAACUCCUUUUUUGGAAAUGUAAUCACCCUCAUGCCUACUACUUUACAUGACCAUACUUUGUUUUAUCUGAAGAACCCCUCCUCCCAUUGCGCUGCUCUGCUUUGGGCACUAUUUUUGGAAGACUCCCUGGACACAUUCAUGCGCAUGUUGUCGUAACCACAGCAGCAAAGUAUCAGUGGAGACAGACGACCGUGUGUCCAUUUUCAGACAGAAAUUUACUGAUUUGGAAAUGAGUUGAUAGCUUUGCUAUCUACUCAAGCACUAAAUACAUAAAUACUUGACAUUUGCUGGUCCCAGCUCGUGCAAGAAUGUGACAAUUUCCUGCUUUUCUUUGUUUUAUAUGAUCAUUUUUAAAUGAAAUAUCGAUUUAAAAUAUAACUGAUAAUGAAAAAAAUAAAUCAUUAGUCUUUGUUCCUGGAAAUUCAGUCUGUCACUUGAGUCCCAUUAUGUCACUAUCACUGCUGAAAUGUUUUUGUUUAUGAUUUUUUUUUUUUGACUUAUAGUUUGUUUUUAAAUAUAAAUAUAUUUAGAAUGAUUCAGUUAUUACAGGGAUCACACAUUAGCAUCUUUCUCUAGCUCAUUUACUGCUCUGUUUUUCUGUUGAUCAAUGCAAAUUAUCCCAGUCAGUUAAACCUGACUCAGCUGUAUACAAACACAUUUGUUUAAUUAUGUCUUAAGACCAACUUACUUAUCUGCUCUGAUCUACCUGCGAUGGUUACCUCCUUGACCAGCAACAAACCACCUCUGUUCAGAUAACAUUGGCAAUGCUAAGAACUACAUUGUUGGCGAGCAUGCAGAAGUUCGGAGGUUAUAACUGCCAUAAUUACAGCUUAAUAAAAGAUUUUGAUAUACAGUAGCAUUGGUAGUUCAUUAUCUGCUGGAAUAGCAAAGCUCUAAAAAGAUGUGGUUUAACUUCUCCAGUGAUUUCCUGUUUUCAGUAUGCAGAGCUCAAACUCAUCUGAGGCGUAUUUCAGUGGUAUUUUUGCUGCUUUGUUGAGAGCACACUGAAUGUACAGUGUUUGAAGGAGUCUGAAAAUCUAGAACUUUGUUCUUUAUGGAAUGAGGACAGCGAAGGAGCUGAAGUUUCUUUCUACUGUAGCUAUUACCUUCCUUUCUUUUGUACCACAAAUGUGAAAUGAAUGAAACAAAGUACCGACAUUGGUGCUUGACAGUUUGAAACAGUGUCCAGUUUGAAUGUUGUGGUGGAGCGCUCAGGCUUUAUAAUGCUGGGUGCCAAUUAAGAAUGGUUCUCAUUCAUUUUUAUUCUAUGUUCUUGGGUAGCUGUUCAGCGAAUAAUUGAAGCAGCAAUUUCUGCACAGAAGAAAUGAAAAUGUUCCACUUUUUAAUGUCACAUACCUGCUUUUAAAUAUAUCAAGCGUUCAGUUUUGCCUUCUGGCCAAGAGUUAGAUUUAAGAUUGAUCACUCCAACGUCUAUAUAUGUUGACUUAGUAGGGCAACCAAACUUUUUCACAUGCCACAAUUGCUGUUUAUUUUUUUUAAUUUUUUUUUAAGAAAUAAAAACUAACAAUGAAUUCA
Messenger RNA from Lates calcarifer (barramundi perch), 6970 nucleotides. It is a transcript of the gene il13ra1, whose product is annotated as interleukin 13 receptor, alpha 1. The record is from RefSeq and is a predicted model, not a curated record. The transcript has 19 exons. Lineage: Eukaryota; Metazoa; Chordata; Actinopteri; Centropomidae. Bases 286 to 1497 code for a protein of 403 amino acids.